Messenger RNA from Pteropus alecto (black flying fox), 914 nucleotides. RefSeq names its product VPS28, ESCRT-I subunit (gene VPS28). Bases 224 to 889 code for a protein of 221 amino acids. NCBI's taxonomy places the organism in Eukaryota, Metazoa, Chordata, Mammalia, Chiroptera, Pteropodidae. The record is from RefSeq and is a predicted model, not a curated record. Gene Ontology annotation, molecular function: protein-containing complex binding. The transcript has 10 exons. Gene Ontology annotation, cellular component: ESCRT I complex. Gene Ontology annotation, biological process: protein transport to vacuole involved in ubiquitin-dependent protein catabolic process via the multivesicular body sorting pathway.
GGCGGGGAUCGGCUGACCCGGUGGGGAGAGGCGAUUCUGGCCUGGGCCCGCAGGCAUCGCCAUACCACAAAGGGGUCCCCUUAUCUUGGGGGCUCCUCUCCCGAUUCCUGGAAUCGGCGCCUCGGAGCCCGGCGGUCGUGGGCGGGAACCCCAGGCGUGUUCCCCCCGGUGCCCCUGCCAACUCCCCCCUCAGGUCUCUGCUCGAGCCGCCUGCACUUACAGGAUGUUUCACGGGAUCCCAGCCACUCCAGGCCUGGGAGCUCCUGGAAACAAGCCGGAGCUGUAUGAGGAAGUGAAGCUGUACAAGAAUGCCCGGGAGCGGGAGAAGUAUGACAACAUGGCAGAGCUGUUUGCGGUUGUGAAGACCAUGCAGGCCCUGGAGAAGGCGUACAUCAAGGACUGUGUCACCCCAAGCGAGUACACGGCAGCCUGCUCUCGCCUGCUGGUGCAGUACAAAGCGGCCUUCCGUCAGGUGCAGGGCUCAGAAAUCAGCUCCAUUGAUGAAUUCUGCCGCAAGUUCCGCCUGGACUGCCCGCUGGCCAUGGAGAGGAUCAAGGAGGACCGGCCCAUCACCAUCAAGGACGACAAGGGCAACCUCAACCGCUGCAUUGCGGACGUCGUCUCGCUCUUCAUCACAGUGAUGGACAAGCUGCGCCUGGAGAUCCGCGCCAUGGACGAGAUCCAGCCUGACCUGCGGGAACUGAUGGAGACUAUGCACCGCAUGAGCCACCUGCCUCCCGACUUCGAGGGCCGCCAAACGGUCAGCCAAUGGCUGCAGACUCUGAGCGGCAUGUCUGCAUCGGACGAGCUGGAUGACUCCCAAGUGCGCCAGAUGCUCUUCGACCUGGAGUCUGCCUACAACGCCUUCAACCGUUUUCUGCAUGCCUGAGUGCCCCGACUCCCUGUCCUGGUGG